Prorocentrum cordatum is the source of this 2259-nucleotide messenger RNA. The record is from the annotation of a GenBank genome assembly. Lineage: Eukaryota; Dinophyceae; Prorocentrales; Prorocentraceae.
AUGUCAGCGUUGGACGACACGGACACGCUCGGACUUAAUCAGCUACGCUGGCGGGUCAAAAGGCUCGAGAGCGGGCAAAAGGAUAAUGACAAGGGCGACGAGCUGGUCGCCGACGGCGGUAAACAGGAGCAGAUCCAGCACCUGGGCGAAAUGGGCUCGGAUAUCAAGAACCCGGAGGGGGGUUCUGGAGUCGAGAGCACCCUCGAGGCUAAGCAAGCAGAGGCCAAAGCUCUGCAGGCCCUGAUCGUUCAGGCGGGACAGCAGCAGGCGCCCCAGGUGCCGGUCAAGACGCCGCAGCAGCACCAGCCGGACAGCCUGGAGAGUGCGCAGUCGCUGGCGGGCUGUCCGCGGCGCCUGCUGACCCCGCUGCUCGCCGCUUGGCUCAGCGGCGUCGACCGCCCGAAGGGCUACGCCGACAAAGCCGCCAGCAUCGGCAACGCGUCGCGCGCGUUCGAGCUGGAGCCCCGCUUCGGCCAGCUCUGCAGCUCAAUGGGGACCAUCUUGAUCAACGAGCUCAAGAAGGUGGGAUUCAGGCAUAACUUGAACAAGCGCGAGUUGGCCACCGAGAUCAAGCUGACUGAGAACCUCAAGCUUAAAGCUCAGUUGGCGAAUGGUUCUGGCCGUAUUAUACCACAUGCUCGGCGUCUUGGUGGGCGGUACGUGUGGAACGACAAUGCGAAUUUGGAGGUCGGCUAUCGCAUCGACGAGCUGAAGAAGGGCUGGCUUAGCAUGGGCAGAUUAUGGUUUGCGAAGGGCGGGGCGCAGGUGGCACACGACACGCACGCAAAGGUUCUCACCAACAAGGAGCUGAUGAAGCGUUGGGGAGUGGUCCCUGCACGAGCGGCUCUGGCGAUGCAACGGGUGCGUUGGCUACAAGACAUGGUACGACAUCCUCUAGCUCAUCAGCAGGUGAUUGCUGCGCUGUGGGGCCAUCUGGAGGACGCCUCGUCCCCCACCGACGUGGAAGGGAAGAUGACGGUGUCCACGAGCCCGUACGCCAGGCAGUUCACGCGAGACCCCAUGUUGCUGGAGGCCAUCAGCGGCACCGAGGAUUUCUUCGAAGAGUGGGUGGUCGUCGGUCGCGCGUGGCAGGAGUGGUGGAGCUGCGAGGAUGUGUCCAAGGCCUUUUUAAAGGUGGACGCGAAGCUACUCGAGGUGCCGCUGAUGAGGGAGGAUCGGCUGUGGGAGAAGCUGGCGCCCAAGGCUCGCGAGACGGAGGAGGCCCAGGGCGAGUACGUGUGUGACUUGCUAGACGUGCAGGGCGCCGUUUGCGGCCUGUGCUUUGACUCGCUGAAGAAGCUGGUGACGCAUAUGACGAAGGCGGCAGAAGGAGCAGCUGGAGAAUGGGACGCAGGCCGCCGCGUCAAGCCCCGCAGCGAGGACGAGGGGGGCAGCAAGGACAAGUGGCUCAAGGGCAACAGCGCGACGAAGAUCCCGGAGCAGACUCACAACGACUCGACGGCGGUGAAGAAGGACGGGCAAAGACACCCCCACAGAAUGCCGUGCAUUUGGGCGCUCGCGGGACUGAUCGAGGCGCUGAAGGAGAGGGGCAGCGAGGUGGGAGGCACGAGCGCGAAGCACAUCGUGGAGAUAUGGGAGCGGUGGCACCAGGUGGUGAUCCAGAGCUGCGUUAAGGUGGGGAUGAGCCGCAAGCAGGGCAAGGCUCCAGCAUCGUUCAUGGAGCGCGAGCUGCAGGAGUACGUGGGCCAGCUGCUGCAGGCAGAGGAGAAGGACGAGAAGGAGGGUAAGAAGCAAAAGGCACUACGGGGCACGAUGGCGCUGGUGGGCGCUGCGGCCAUGCACGUUCAGAUGUUGCAGGAGCUCCGCGGAUCAAAUGGUCAGAGUUACAGGCGCGGCAGUCGGUUCGCGAGGCAGCCAGCGGCGGCGGUGCACCCGCGAUUGGAGAGCGAGUGCGGCAAUGUCCACGUCGCCCGCGCUAUGGCAUCCCAGGCCGCCGGCUUGCGGCAGGCCCAGGGCGCCCCCGCGGCGUUGCUGCGGCGCGCGCGGCGGGGCCGCGGGGGGCGCGGGGCGUACCUGCGGCAGGCAUCGCCGAACCACUGGCGCGCGAGGCGGUUGGUGCUCGCGGCGCUGGGCGCGGCCCUGGCAGGCCUGACGCUGCAGGUGGCCUGCGCGCUCCUGGGGUGGUGGGCCUACCUCGCCGUGGGCCGCGCGGGGAUGCCGGUGGCGGCGGCAGGCCCCGCCCCCUUCGGAGGGGGGGCCUUCGAGAGGGAGAGGGACGAGAGGGUUGGAAGCCGUUGA